ACCUCUGAAUUUCCACUGCCUUCGACGACGGCGACGGCCAGCAUAACUAUGGCUUCAUCCCUUCUGCGACGGCAGCUCUCGCUGUCGAACUCAAUAGGCCGCAAAUCUGCAUUACGCCAUCUUUCUACGAGUCCUGCUUUAUCUCAGCAGCAGAGUGCAGCUCAAAGUGGUGCUGUCACAACUGGCGCAAAAAAUGUAUUCGAAAGACACACCGUCGAGGAUUUGCACGGCAUGAGUGCGGCAGAUGUUCUGGCUGAGACGGGGACGAGGGCUGAUGCAAAGAUGAGACACUUCACGGUCAAUUUUGGUCCUCAACAUCCCGCCGCUCACGGUGUCCUCCGAAUGAUCCUCGAACUGAACGGAGAGGAGAUUUUACGUGCAGACCCGCACAUCGGUCUUCUUCACCGUGGUACCGAAAAAUUGAUCGAGUACAAAACCUACACGCAAGCCCUACCAUACUUCGAUCGACUGGAUUAUGUUUCAAUGAUGACAAAUGAGCUCUGCUUCACGCUUGCAGUUGAGAAAUUGCUUAAUAUCGAGGCUCCUGAACGCGCCAAAUGGAUCCGAACUUUGUUCGGUGAAAUCACCCGUGUCCUCAGUCACUUGAUGGCGGUCCUUUCGCACGCUAUGGAUGUCGGAGCAUUGACGCCUUUCCUCUGGGGAUUCGAGGAGCGUGAAAAAUUAAUGGAAUUCUACGAGCGCGUGUCUGGCGCACGGCUGCACUCUGCUUAUGUUCGCCCAGGUGGUGUUGCUUUUGAUCUUCCUCACGGCUUACUCGAGGAUAUUUUCAAAUGGGCUACUCAAUUCAGCUCGCGUGUUGACGAAAUCGAAGAAGUUGUGACAGGUAACAGAAUCUGGAAACAACGGACGGUUGGUAUUGGCAAAGUUACUGCAAAACAGGCAUUAGAUUACAGUUUCACCGGUGUCAUGCUACGGGGGAGUGGAAUUCCGUGGGAUCUAAGAAAAACGCAGCCAUAUGAUAAGUACGAUGAGGUGGAAUUUGAUGUACCUGUUGGGAAGAAUGGUGACUGCUACGAUCGCUACUUGUGUCGAGUCCAGGAAUUCCGAGAGAGCCUACGGAUUAUUCAUCAAUGCCUGAACAAGAUGCCACUUGGAGCAGUGAAGAUCGACGAUAACAAAAUCGUACCUCCACCACGUGCAUCCAUGAAGGAAAGCAUGGAGUCGCUUAUCCAUCACUUCAAACUCUUCAGCGAGGGCUAUUCAGUGCCACCUGGAGAGACCUACAGUGCUAUCGAGGCUCCUAAGGGAGAGAUGGCUGUUUACCUUGUCUCGGAUGGCACCAACCGCCCUUAUAGAUGUAGUAUCCGAGCGCCUGGCUUUGCUCACCUUGCUGGUGCUGACUUUAUGAUGAGACGUCACAUGCUCGCCGACGCUGUCGCUGUCAUCGGUACUAUGGAUCUUGUGUUUGGCGAAGUAGAUCGGUAGAUAGAAAUAAAUAUAUAUUUCCGCACGACUGUAAUACAGUAUCGGUUCCA
Serpula lacrymans var. lacrymans S7.9 is the source of this 1496-nucleotide messenger RNA. It is a transcript of the gene NdufS2, whose product is annotated as NdufS2, NADH ubiquinone oxidoreductase 49 kd subunit. Gene Ontology annotation, biological process: mitochondrial electron transport, NADH to ubiquinone. The transcript is spliced from 13 exons. Gene Ontology annotation, molecular function: NADH dehydrogenase (ubiquinone) activity; quinone binding; NAD binding. The record is from RefSeq and is a predicted model, not a curated record. NCBI's taxonomy places the organism in Eukaryota, Fungi, Basidiomycota, Agaricomycetes, Boletales, Serpulaceae. The coding region runs from base 49 to 1446 and encodes 465 amino acids.